Molecule: messenger RNA, 624 nt
Organism: Cladocopium goreaui
Lineage: Eukaryota; Dinophyceae; Suessiales; Symbiodiniaceae
Source: the annotation of a GenBank genome assembly
AUGAACUGCUACUUGCGAAUGAUUCAGGAGCAGAGUGAUGGGCAACUCUGGUGCCCCAGCAGCUUCUUUUGGCCAAAGCUUGAGCUUGGUGGCCACGCUGCGGUCCAGCGCUGGGCUAGGCGUGCCGCUGUGAAUGUGGCCAGCUGUGAUGCCCUUGUGGUUCCGCUGCACCUUGAAGGUGUUGCCACUGGUCGUGUGGGGACCAAGCGUCCGAAGCAACUGCUGCAUUUGGUGCGAACAUUUCGCAUUGUUUGUGACCCCAGGCACCAUAUCCUCUACCUAGAUUCCUUGGGGAUGCCUGCGCCGGAGCUCUUACAGAGCAGGCUGUCAGAGUUUGUCUCCAAAGAGGAUCCAGCCCUUUCAGGCUUGUGGCAGCUUUAUGUGGUCAACAAGAUCCCGACUCAGCUCAACAGCUCUGACUGUGGCAUUUUCGUCCUGGCAUAUGCUGAAUGCGUUGCCCGGAGUUUGCCCCUCCGUGUGGAUGGCUCUCGUAAGAGCAUCGAGAGCAAGCGCCGUGCCAUUGCGCUGGCCGUUGCUCAAGGAAAGCUACCAAGCUCAGAAAAGGCGUCGAUGCAGAGCGGUAGCAGCGAGAAGCGAAUGUACUUGACUUUGUCUCAGGUGUAA